Haliaeetus leucocephalus (bald eagle) is the source of this 3211-nucleotide messenger RNA. RefSeq names its product ring finger protein 113A (gene RNF113A). Bases 81 to 1061 code for a protein of 326 amino acids. The transcript is spliced from 13 exons. Lineage: Eukaryota; Metazoa; Chordata; Aves; Accipitriformes; Accipitridae. The record is from RefSeq and is a predicted model, not a curated record. Gene Ontology annotation, cellular component: U2-type spliceosomal complex. Gene Ontology annotation, biological process: snoRNA splicing. Gene Ontology annotation, molecular function: metal ion binding.
GCAGGGGGCGCUGCGCCGCGCGGGGGGGGCAGCGUCCGGCGCCGCUCUAGCCGCCGACGGCAGGGGGUGGGCGGUGCAAGAUGGCGGACGAGGGGACUGUUUGCAGCUUCGUUUUCAAGAAGCGGGGCCUGGCGGCGGGUAGGGGUCGGCGUAAGCGGCCCAGCAGCGAUCAGGAGCAGGAGAGCAGCGGUGAGGAGGGCAGCACGGUGGUGCGGAAGGAGCGGCGGCGGGAGACCCCCAACCCCAUGAUCCAGAAGACCAGGAGGUGUGCAAAGGAGAGGCCUGCCUACGCGCUGAGCAGCAGCGACGAUGAGGAUCCAUCAAAGGAGAUAGGAGUCACUUACAAAUCAACAAGGUCGGCGAAACCUGUUGGCCCAGAAGACAUGGGAGCCACAGCAGUAUAUGAACUGGACACGGAGAAGGAGAAAGAUGCCCAGGCCAUCUUUGAGCGCAGCCAGAAAAUCCAGGAGGAGCUGAGAGGAAAGGAAGAUGAUAAAAUUUACCGUGGUAUUAACAACUAUCAGAAGUAUGUGAAGCCCAAGGACACAUCGAUGGGAAAUGCCUCUUCAGGAAUGGUCAGAAAAGGACCCAUCCGUGCUCCGGAGCACUUGCGGGCCACGGUGCGAUGGGACUACCAGCCUGAUAUCUGCAAGGACUACAAAGAAACUGGGUUCUGCGGCUUUGGAGACAGCUGCAAAUUCCUCCAUGACCGCUCGGACUACAAACACGGCUGGCAGAUCGAACGGGAACUGGAUGAAGGCCGGUACGGAGUCAAUGAUGAGGAAAACUAUGAGGUGAGCAGUGAUGAGGAGGAUAUGCCUUUCAAAUGCUUCAUCUGCAGAAGUUCCUUCAAGAACCCCGUGGUCACCAAGUGUAGGCACUACUUCUGUGAGAGUUGUGCCCUCCAACACUAUCGCAAAUCCCAGCGCUGCUAUGUCUGUGACAAGCAAACCAAUGGAGUCUUCAACCCAGCAAAAGAGCUCAUGGCAAAAUUGGAAAAACACAAAGGGGAGGAAGAGGAGGAACAGCAGCAUUCAGACCACGCAGAGGAUCCACAAUAGCAGAGCACCCUGUUUUGUAUCUAGCUGAAUAAAGCUUUCAUGGGAGAAAAAAAAAAAAAGCUCACAGCGGUUGCCUUGGGGCCAGCAGCUGUAGCCAGGCAUUGUGUAUCCAACCAGCAGCUACUAGAACAGUGUCCUGACUGUGCCGGACUCCUUGUUUGCUGCCCUGUGAAGGCAUAAGGCAGAACAGCUCAGUGUAUGCCCUCCUGUGUUUUCUGCCUGCCUCCUUGUUCCUAGGAGAAUUGGAGAGAGGCUUAGAACUUCAGUGGGCAACACCUGUUGAAUUAUCCCUCUUCUGUGACAAAACCCAUCUCCUCCAAACCAUCACUCAACUCAGUCCCAGAGGUUUUAUGCUGAGAGAUGCCUCAUUUCAGAAGAUCCAGACAUCUGUGUUUCAAAACAUGUAACCAUAACAGCAAUUUCACACAGUCCUGUCAACAGCAAGAUUGCCAGGAGAGACACACAGGCAGAUGGAAACCUCUGAAGCAGAAAGGCACCACCAAGGAAAUGAAAGCAGGAGGCUCUGAUAAAGCAGCAUUAUGAAGCAAUGACAGCUGGUGAAACACUGAGCAAUAUGUAAGUGGUUUGCUUUAUUAAAGUCCACUCCAGAUAUAGCAUAAGCCAACAAAACAGAUGCAAAAAAUUAAAUUUAAUCUUAUUAAUGGUGUAGGCUGUUUCAACAGUAAUGGAAAAAUACUGUAAAUUCCCUUUUUAAAAGUCUUCCAGUACAUCAGAGGUCUUCACUCACCUCUCUUCAUGUUAGCAGUGACCGAUAACUGAGAGUUAAUGCAAAAGGAGCUCUACCAGAAAUUUAUCAACAUCAUACAAGAGUUUAAAACAAAAAAAGUUAAACUGAAAUGUCAUUUAUGAAAUACUGCAAAAAAAGCUCCUCAGUGGUUUCACACAGGACAACUUUUGGUGUAUGGUCAAAAGCAAAAGCAGCUGCAAAAUGAAGUCACAUAUGACUAGCUUUAUGGCAUGACAUUCAUUAAGAGGUAGCUUUCCAGCUUGUUGGUCUGAUUUUAAUUUGAGAUAGAUUUAAGGAAAUUAAUCUUUGAAAGGCAACUACUGUUAUAAAUGCCAUAAGAAAAUCAGUUAUGUGAUGCUAGCAAGGAUCUGCAUUUGCCAAAUGACAUUCAUCCGAGUCAGGAAGAGGGAAUGUAAUUUUUGUUCUGCUGCCUUACUCUCCACCUCCUCAUUCCCUCACUCACUUUCAGCAUGAGCAACAAAAAUUUUCCUCCCGUCCCUCUCCCCAGACUAUUUACCUUUUUCUAUAGCCCUGCUGGAAGAAGUAAGCUUUUAUUUAGAUGUAAAAAUCAAAACGAGAGUCAGCAAUACCACUGCAAAAGUGUUCAAACCCCAAGUGAAUACUUUAACAAAAACAAAACAGAUGCUAAUCUCAAUUUGCUUCCAAUUCAGCAUAUGUGUAACACUCAGCAAUUUAAAAAAAGGUGUGAAUUUGCUUGACUUUAUACAAAACAUUCCAUAUACAGCUCAGAUUUUCAGCAUUGUUUGUGCCAGUAAAUUACAGACACUGGCACAAAAAUCAAUUAUAAGCAGCUUGAACUGACACAGUUACUAUAAUCAAAUCAUACUUAAUUCACAUUUGUAAUUAGCUUAAACUAGAGCAACACCUGCACACAGAAGUGUUUCAAUAUGGUAUAUUGAAGGUAGGUGGGAAAUCAUUUAGACAAAUACAUGCUAUCAUAAGUUGUGUUAUUCUAUGAGCAUUGCUCAUUAUGAACAGAUAGUGUGCAAUCAGGGCCUACAGAACAAAAAGCAUCAAGGUAAAGUUCUCAACUGCCACAUUUUGGCUGUACAUUUUUGAACAGACAUGCCAUGUUUGCUAGUGAUUUUAGUUUUUAAGAGGCAAAGCUCUCUAAGCAUGCAUGGAAUUGGCUCCAAGGACAACCAGACAACAGGAGGUAAAGUGACCUCAAACUGAAAAUUACAUGAUGUUUGGUUUUGAUGUUGGAGCCUCUCUUGUGACUGCUCUACAGGGAAGAGAAAGGAAAUCAGAAUCGAUGUGUUCAGAAGGGAACACUGGUUUUGAAUAGCCAGCAUAAAAUUUUUUGGGCCUAGUUUUCAGAAGUCCCAUAAACUUGUUGUAAGAGAUUAGCAUCUCUGAAGAAUCAGAUCUAAAUCAUCUC